Molecule: messenger RNA, 741 nt
Organism: Rotaria sp. Silwood2
Lineage: Eukaryota; Metazoa; Rotifera; Eurotatoria; Philodinida; Philodinidae
Source: the annotation of a GenBank genome assembly
AUGGCAUCAGCAUCACGACCAUGUGUCUUUAACGAGUGUAAGCGCCCGUCUCGAACUUUAUGUAUUUGUUGUCAACAGUAUUUGUGUCGUGAUCAUUUGAAAGAACACUAUGAUUUAAUUAAUUCUCAAUUGCCAUCAUUGGCUGACCAAAUCAAUGCACUCUCAGACCAAUUCAACAAUAGUGUUUUGCUAGAAUCAUCUGGUCUGACAAGGCUCCAACAAUGGCGUGAAGAUGCUCAUAGAACAGUGGAUCAAUUCUAUAAGACAAAAUAUCGACAAUUUGAACAAGUUACUCAAGAAAGAAAAGACAAACAAAGAAAAGAACUUGAUCGAAUGCGAAGUAAUAUAAACGAAUUAAUUCGAGAAGAAGAAGCAACACAAGAACAGAUUGAUUCGAUGACAAAAUCUAUUCGAUGUUUCGAGCAAGAUGUCAACAAUCUUCAACAUGUUCAAUUUCAUAUUAGUCCAUUGGUAAUUGAUGACAAUCUCAUUUUCAUUCCGCCAGAAACAACCGCACGAAAUCUUUUGUCUGUCUCACCUCUACAUCAAACAAUAGAAUCAACAUCGGAUAGAUUAACAAGCAAUGAUAAACAUCUACAAGGGCAUAAAAAACGCAACCAAUACUUUCCAGGUAAUCAAAAUACGGGUUUUUCAAACCAGUCAUUUGUUAGUUACAAUGAUGAAUCAUGUCUACAUUUUUUAAUAAAAACCGUCGCCCAAGUCAUCUAUCUAAUAACCUAG